CGGGGAAAGAGAGAGAAGGUGAGAGUGGAUUCGACAAGAGGGGGAAAAAAAACAGGCCUGUGCGAGAGAGAGGCGAGGGCAACUCAGGCGACGCGAUGGCGAUGGCGGCGCUGCGACGCGAGGGGAGGCGCAUCCUCCUCUCCCCCACCGUCCCCAACCCGUCUCCGGCGGCCGCUUCCGCUGCGGUGACGCGAUCCUCCGCCAUCUCGCAACCGGAGAUGGCUCCACUUGGUGCACGGUCUAUUUCAACUCAAGUUGUGAGGAACCGGAUGAAGAGUGUCAAGAACAUCCAGAAGAUCACAAAGGCUAUGAAGAUGGUUGCAGCAUCAAAGCUUCGUGCUGUUCAGACGAGGACUGAAAAUUCACGUGGCCUGUGGGAGCCUUUCACCGCCCUUCUUGGGGAUGCUCCUAGCGUUGAUGUCAAGAAGAAUGUGAUUGUGGCCAUUACCUCUGAUAAGGGACUCUGUGGUGGUAUUAAUUCAACAUCGGUGAAAGUUAGCAGGGCCCUUCACAAGUUGACAUCUGGUCCAGAAAAAGAAAGCAAGUUUGUUAUAUUAGGAGAAAAGGGAAAAGUUCAGCUGGUUCGUGACUCAAGGAACAGCAUUGAAAUGACUGUAACUGAACUACAGAAGAAUCCUAUCAACUAUACACAGAUUGCUGUGCUGGCCGAUGACAUAUUGAAAAAUGUGGAAUAUGAUGCUCUGAGGGUUAUUUUCAACAAGUUCCAUUCUGUUAUAUCAUUUAAGCCCACAAUGGUAACAAUACUGUCCCCUGAGGUUGCAGAAAAAGAAUCAGAAGCUGGUGGGAAGAUGGGUGACCUAGAUUCUUAUGAGAUUGAAGGCGGCGAGACAAAAUCAGAGAUAUUGCAGAAUCUAGCUGAGUUCCAGUUUUCUUGUGUUCUGUACAAUGGUGCCCUAGAGAAUGCAUGCAGUGAGCUUGGAGCCCGUAUGUCUGCCAUGGACAGCUCCAGCAGAAAUGCUGGCGAUAUGCUUGAUCGUCUAACUCUCACUUACAACAGGACACGCCAAGCAUCCAUCACUACAGAGCUUAUUGAAAUUAUAUCUGGUGCAUCGGCCCUUGAAGGAUAGAGACUGGACUUUUCCCGUUUGUGUUCCUCUCCCAUGAAGCUGCUUUUCUUCUGAGGCUCAGUUUCAACCCUUUCUAUUUCACUUUUCCUUGAGAAACGUACUCAUGCUUUGUUGCAAUAAUUAGGCCAACGACAAUGAUGGUGCCAUGCGCCCUUGGCACAUUGCAGAAAGAAUGUUAAACAGCUAUGGUGAAUGGCCGGUUUUCAUAAAUGAUGAUGAUCAAUAUAUGUAUUUUUGCACAUGAUUAGCAAGUUCAUGUUGUAUUGAUGGGGUGACUAAUGCCUGCCAAAUUGAGCGAUAUAACGAUAUAUAAUGCGUCAUUAAUGACAUUUGUUCGAUCUGAACUUCCAUCAA
Sorghum bicolor (sorghum) is the source of this 1442-nucleotide messenger RNA. Its product is annotated as ATP synthase subunit gamma, mitochondrial. Gene Ontology annotation, molecular function: proton-transporting ATP synthase activity, rotational mechanism. Lineage: Eukaryota; Viridiplantae; Streptophyta; Magnoliopsida; Poales; Poaceae. The transcript has 9 exons. Gene Ontology annotation, biological process: proton motive force-driven ATP synthesis. The record is from RefSeq and is a predicted model, not a curated record. Bases 96 to 1088 code for a protein of 330 amino acids.